AUGCACACUAACGAAGAAAGGCCGUCAUACAGAGAAGACGGGAGGUCAUCUAGAUCAGCUUUCUCAAAAGAUGGCCGAGGAGGAACUGAGCCAACACCACAACUGAGACCUGGGGUUCGUUACGUGUACUACCGACUAUACACCAAAGGCGGUCCACUCGAAUCGAUCAACCCCAUCUAUUCCAACGACCGCUUCAUCGGCCGCAUUUUGUCCACAUCAGUGAGGCCACCUCACACCGUUGCAUCUCUAAAGAGGUAUCUAUGCAAAAUUGAAGACCUAGCUCCCGAAAACUGUACUCUGUAUCAGUCACUCACGGAGAACACAGCUCUGGAGGAUUCUACUCAUCUCUCGCUCCGAGGGACACCUGGGCCAGGCUCAUCCGUUGACGAUCCGAUAGCGCUGGUGUCCAGUAAUGAGAGACAAUCGCAGGUGGAGAGCUCAGCAACCUCAAAAGAACUACUUGAACGGGAUUUUGAGCAACACUAUGUGUACUACCAUAUUUACGACGAGCAAGGCGAGACCGUAUCAAAAACAUCCUUCAACCAGAACACUCCUUCUUUGGGUCGCGUCAACACUUUCGCUAUUCCACCACCUCACACUCUAGCUUCAUUGAAGAACCACCUUGUCAAAUCCGAAAAUAUCUUGGGCCGCGAUGUUCAGAUCUUGCAGGAUGAGGACAGCGAGUCUUCCAUGAACGACGCCGAUUCCAUCGCCCUUCUUUCUAAUUCGUUUCCAGGGUGUGCGGAGGAUCAGCCGAUAGCGGUAACGUACGAAGUGCAGGGUGCAGGGGUUGCAAACAAUGUCAAUAAUGAGAACCCGAACGACAGAGAGGCGCAACUCCGCUCUGUUUUACAUCAAACAAGAGAAGAGCUAAGAAAAGCAAAGGAGGAAAUAGAAAGGCUGAAACAAACACACGCGCGCGAGCUAGAUGAAGCGCGAGGAUCAGCAUCAUUUCAACCUCAACCUGGGUCUCUGGUGGCGGGGAAAUUUCAAACGACGAGAAAACUUAGAGCAACGCAGGAUUGGAAUCUAGGGGACUUUGAUUACAGGUGGCACUCGAUGAAAACAGGGGAUAUCUUUCACACAAAUGGUGUUGAGAGGAAGGAGGAAUGGAGAAACAAUGGGGCUGGCACAAUCUAUAGUAUGCAUGCGUAUUCGUGGAUUUGGUAUGAGUUCCAGAACGCUGAUAUAUCGCCUUUAAUUCAAGAAUUUCUAUGCUAUCUGGCGACGAACUCCGCUGGAAGAGUAGCUUUUGUGAUUAAAGGUAAUCUCCGUCUCCUACCUUCUGGAUCUUCUCUAUACGGGAUUUGCUGA
Laccaria bicolor S238N-H82 is the source of this 1314-nucleotide messenger RNA. RefSeq lists its product as uncharacterized. The record is from RefSeq and is a predicted model, not a curated record. NCBI's taxonomy places the organism in Eukaryota, Fungi, Basidiomycota, Agaricomycetes, Agaricales, Hydnangiaceae. Bases 1 to 1314 code for a protein of 437 amino acids. The transcript has 9 exons.